Cladocopium goreaui is the source of this 3858-nucleotide messenger RNA. Lineage: Eukaryota; Dinophyceae; Suessiales; Symbiodiniaceae. The record is from the annotation of a GenBank genome assembly.
AUGCUGAAUGCCAAAGGAGUGGCAUACCGUUCUUGGUUGCUCAUGCGAUGCCGUCAAGUAUGGCCUUCAGCUGAUGAGCUGAUCUGUGAUGACAAGCUGCUUUCCAUGAUUAGUUUUUGGCAGGACCACAGUGAACUCUCCCUUGCUGAACUAGUUUUUCCUAUGCGUUGGGAGGGGAAAAUUGCGGGCUCUGUGAGCAUCGCUUCAGUGCUUGAUUUUCUGAUUCGAAACAAGGUGACAAUCCCUGAAAUCAUUUCUGAGGGUUCGCAGCAGGAAGACGAGCCAACUCCGUGGAUGGAUUGCCCUAUCAUUUCCGAUGAUCCUACGACUGUAGGCUGUCUGCAGGCUGAUUCUUGCACUGUUGUGAUUGAGGGCACCGGAGACUCACCCAUUCGUUUUCAGCCCAAGUGUUGUGCGACUGUCUCACAGUUUUUGCAUGCACACGCAAAGUUGGUUGAGUCCUUGGAUGUUGAAGCCAUUACGUUGAAUGGUUUCCCUAUCUCCCUUGAGCAUGUCAUGGAAGUGGGACAGGUGAUUGUCAUCCGCACACGAAAGCCACAGGUCUUGCCUGAAGCCAUGAUGAGUGGUGAUGUUGUCACUCCAACUGUAGAGUGGUCACAGCCAGUGCAGGAUCCUAUUGAAGCACCUUCCCCACCGCGUAAGGUUUUGAAAAUUUCCAAGUUUGAUGUGGGUGACUGUGGUGUCCCACCUAGUGGCCUCCUGCCUGAUCAACCUUGGUUAGAUGCCACGCCUUUCCUGCAGUUGCAAGGGGAGCAAUUUCUGAAGCUCUCGCCACCUAUGCUAACCAAUACUCAGCAAUUGUGGUCAGUACGACAUCAGUUUUUCCGCUCAAAUGAUCGUCUGUGCAUCCUCGAGGCACAGCAACAAUUUUGGGCUGAUGAUGAAAUUCGGUUUCACAUGAACGCGCUGAUCGCUGCUUUCCGUGAUUACCAGCUUAGGGGCAACACGCCUGAAGUUGUUGAGCUGAUCUCACACAACUUGGGCUUUGAGAACUUUGCGGUACACAGAGUGCCAGACAGCCUGACCCUCCAUACCAACAUGAGAGCCGCCUUUGUUGCACAGUUGUAUGCCAUUGAAAACACCCCGAGGCCAGUGGUGUGGGGUACGGGCAAGCAAGGCACCGGUGCAUUCCGUCCGCUGAGCCCUGCACCUGCCCAACAACAACAUUUAGCCAAAGCAUCCGAUUUGCAUCCACCCCGGCGCGGCCGACAGCCGUUGCCACCUGGACGUGUCUCCGAUCGCCAGGUUGCACAUGUCUCCCAGGCAGUCAACGUAAGUGGGGGAACCGGCCCUGAAGCCGAAGGGUCUCAAGCUGUAGGAAGACAACUUGACCGGCCAGAAUGCCAAAAGCAAGAUGCACCAAAGGUGAGCAAUUUGGCAUUGUCUCACCCCAGCGUCCGCAAAUGCAGUAGUAGCUCCGAUGUGUGCCCAGGUCAGUCGAUGUUUGUGUCCCAGCAGUCGUCCAGUAGCCGUAGCUGUGUUGAAGCUGGACUUCACCCAGGGGAAUCCGGGCCACUCCCUAUAAUGCCCGUGUCUCAUGCUGAGCCUGUUGGAUGUUUGGUAGCCAGACCCAGCGAAGCUCUGGUCUCACACACCUGUGUUGAGGCGCCAACUGGGAGUCGAACGCAGUUGCCCAUGAUGCCGUCUCAUGUUUGCUAUGCCCAUGAUGACCUUGCCCGGAGUAGCCGUGAGGACUCUGCUCAGCCUGCUGACUCCAGUACUUCAAGGGAAUCCGGGCCACUCCCCAUAACGCCCGAUGGUAAUGAACGACAGAUUGAUGAGCACCAGAAUGGUGAUGAAGCAAGUGUGGAGGAGGUUGCUCAAAGGCAAGCGCGACUUCUGCAAGUUACCUCCCAUAGUUAUGCCAUUGCUGAUGAUGAGAUGCAUUUCCAACUUCAACAUUUGAUGCAGUGCUAUGUCCAUACAGACAAGCGUUGUUUCAUGUUUGCACCCCCGCUUGCUGUCUUCCAAUGGAUGUUGGGUGACCCCAAUGACCUUGAUGGUUGGAUCCAAGACAGCUGGAGUGUCAGAGAUGCGGAUCAUUCCCAUUUGCUGGUUGCACUGUUGAUCGAGAGCCAUUGGAUUCCUAUCUGGUUUUCUCCUAGCCCCGAGGGUUUGCAGGCCCACACGUUGGCUGCUUUCGCAAGUGAUGAACCGCUUGUUGAUAGUGUUUUGCACCUUUUUGCGGCCAGGCUUGGCACGAAGCUUCACAUGAUUCAUCGAGUCCCACAUGGUAUUGACAUUGACCGUCUUUGUGGGGUCAUGAAUGCACCAACCAUCUGCUCUUGUGAUGUUGCAGUUGGCAUGUCUCACCUUGACACAAUCAUUGCAGACUUCAUGCGAAGUCCCCACCGGGUGCUGUGUUGUGCCUUGUUGAGGGAUUGCCAUUGGACUCCUGUCCUGGCCUUUAAAGUUGGCCCAAUUGUGUACGUCUUUCUGGAACCUGACAAUGCAAGCUGCCAAUUUCCGGGGUGUUUCACUUCUUUCAUUCCGGCAAAUGACUUGCAAUUUUGUGGUGCUGUCACUUGGGUUGUCCUUGCUAGGGUGUGGAAAUUUGGUGAAGUACUGGGUGAGAUUGCAGACAUUCGCUCCAUGUUGCAGCAGCAGGCCAUGGGACAGUUCCUGCCCACAACAAGGAUUGGCUUUGGCCCUAAUGGACAGAGAGGUAUCACUCCCUGUGGCGUCAUAUUGAAGACCAAGCUGCUCAUCAGGUGGGGCAAGUUUUCUUUGUUUGAGGUCUCCAUGCCAGAGGUUCAGUACCGUGUCGAGAUGCAGUUUGAACCUUUGCGGGAACAUGUCCCGGCUGACGUGCGCAAAAGCAUUUUGGAGUUGCCGGAAGUGCUCACGUGUGCGGGCUGGUCCCUGCAGCCCACGACUCUGCAGGAGUGGAAUUGCUAUUUUGCAAACUUGCCGGCCCCACCACUGCCAAGACAUUUGCCGGGGCUCUUGCAGAGUGCUUAUCGGGCAGAGAUCUUUGCAGUCUUGCGUGCUCUUCAGAUUGCCCAGCAACAUGAUGGCAGGGUCUCUGCACAUCAACCUGAUGAUGCAGGAGAUGUCUACAAAGAAUGGUGCUUCCGACACAAUGGUAUUGCUGAUCGUCACGCCGUCCGAGCCAAUUUGACUAGGGAUACUGACUUCUGGACUUUGUGGAGGCGCCAUUGCACUGCUUGUGAAGGGAUUGCAUGGUUUAACACGCAUGUACAUGAUGUCCAGUUGGCCAUUAGUCGAGAAGCCACACGUAAUGGGUCCCCUGCUAUCCCGCAACCACUGCAUGAACCAGCCUGUGCACGGCCGUGCCCAAGCUGGGUGUCCCUGCCUCCUUUGCAAGUACCUGCGGCCGCGGUUCGUUGGUAUGGUGAUUCAUUGGUAAGACACAUUGUCAGCUGGUUUUGGGCUACCACUUUUUCAGGUGUCCAUGAGAUGGUCUGGGUGUCGCACUUUCAGCUAUAUGUUGACUUCAUGCUCCUGACUGGUUUACCUGGCCCAGUCAAACAGGAGCGUUGGUGCGAUGGACAGACGUUGACACCCCUGUGUUUGGGCAACUAUGCAUUUCGUACACGUGCUAGGUGGUUUACGAAAGUGUUGAAGGAGAUCCUGCGGCAUAUGAGGGUCACCCUCCAUUCUGACUAUGGUCGCCCUGCCUCGCAGAUGGUUUUGAUGCACGCAGGUAUCAUUGCUGUUCCAUGGCCCCCUGAACGGCUCCAGAUGGUGGAUGAAUGGAUGCUGUCUCAUGGUGGGGUUACCUUUCGCAGGCAGACAGUGGCGAUCGACAGCCUGCCCACUGCCGAGAGAUCUUCGUUGUUUCCACCCCAUUUAGUUUCAACCUUUGGCCUCUGA